AUGGCCGACCAAAAGGACGCCUUCCAGGUCCUGUCCAGUGAGAAUCGUGGUGCUAUCAUCACCUUGACCUCUGUCUCGCUCCUGAUCGUGGCCAUCAUCUUCGUGGCCGCCAAGUUCGGGUCUGCGAUCUACUUCAAGCAGCGACGGACCGCGGUCAAUACUCCCAUUUGGGCGGCUUUGAUUUUUGCAAUCAUCCAAGUCGUUCUCUUACAGAAGGCGGUUGAUCAUGGACUGGGAAAACACCAAGACCGGCUUAGUGAUGGCGACAUCCAGGCCUGGAGCAAGUUCGCCUAUGCUGCGCAUCUUCUGCUGAUCGUCGCCUUGUCGCUUUCCAAGAUGUCGACCAUUUUGCUGAUUUGGAAGUUAACGCCGAGUAAAAGCCUGCGUCGCAGCUGUGCUAUUGCCGCUGGUAUUGUCGUAGGCUGGUCAAUCUUCGCGGUGUUCGGUAUAGCAUUCCAAUGUGAGAUGCCUGGUCCGUGGUUGUACUCGCCUGAGCGAUGUGCUGGGGAGGUCAGUAUACACCCAAACCGUCUCCAGGAUUGGCUUCAAAGCCCGCUGAAACUGCACCAGGGUGCCAUAUUCUACCCGAUCGCAGUAUUCAACACCCUCACGGAGGCCAUCAUCGUCGUCCUGCCCUUCAUAAUGAUGCACAACGUCCAGAUGGACUGGCACAAGCGAGUGAAGAUCCUCUCCUCCUUCUCCACGCGCAUAAGCGUCGUCACCCUCGGAAUUGCCCACCUCGCCCUCCUCCCCUCCUUCAGCCACUCCACUGACGUGUCCUGGGACAUUGUGAACUGGGAAAUAACCGGCCAAGCAAUGAUGCUCACAGCCGUUAUCGCCGCCUGCGUCCCAACCCUGUACCAUAUCUUCGCGGGCCUGCACUCGGGCCUAACCACAACGCAAAUCCCCAAUGGGAUCGACCUUGAACUUCUGCAGACCAAGGCAAGCGGGUAUAUCAAUCAGUCUUCCUCUUGGGCCAGUCAGUCGCAGUCACGGCCUCGGUCGCGCGGUCGUUUGAGGAAGAAUGGGCGGUCGAUGUUCGAUGGGCGGGAUACGGAUGGAGUUGUUAUCACGGAGGUUUCAACGGGUGGAGAUCAGGGGGACAGGCAGUCUAGUUCUAGUGAAGGGGCGGAGAGCACAAGGCAUUUGACGCAAGAUUUGCAGGGGAAGGAGGGUGUGCUGAGGACGGUCGAUGUGACGGUGAGUGUUGAGAAACAGGAUCAUCGGGCAAGACAUUGA
This is a messenger RNA of Aspergillus nomiae NRRL 13137, 1239 nucleotides long. RefSeq lists its product as uncharacterized. The transcript has 3 exons. The coding region runs from base 1 to 1239 and encodes 412 amino acids. NCBI's taxonomy places the organism in Eukaryota, Fungi, Ascomycota, Eurotiomycetes, Eurotiales, Aspergillaceae. The record is from RefSeq and is a predicted model, not a curated record.